Molecule: messenger RNA, 5439 nt
Organism: Amborella trichopoda
Lineage: Eukaryota; Viridiplantae; Streptophyta; Magnoliopsida; Amborellales; Amborellaceae
Product: fanconi anemia group D2 protein
Biological process (GO): interstrand cross-link repair; double-strand break repair involved in meiotic recombination; homologous chromosome pairing at meiosis
Cellular component (GO): condensed chromosome; nucleus
Molecular function (GO): DNA polymerase binding
Source: RefSeq, a predicted model, not a curated record
UCCCUGCAACGCCCUUUGAUCCCCGCCUGGUUUUCCCGCCCGUCGGAAUCAAAACGCAAGUCUAUUCACUCGCAGAGAAAGGUGUGCGUCAAGAGAGAGAAAGAAACAAAAACGCACCAUCAAGACUCAAGAGAGCAGAGAGAGAGAAAGCGAGGAGUAAACCGCAGCAUCAGAGAGGGGGGGGGAGGGAGAGAGAGUGAGUGAUGGUGUUUUUGCAACGCUCUUCAGGUCGCAAGAGGCCUGACACUGCGCUUGCGGGUGAUUCGCACAAUUCUCUCCCUCCCACCAACGACAAUAAAAAUAAGAAGAAUCGAGUCUCCAAUGAAGGAGAAGUCCCUGUCUCAGAGGAAGAGGCGAUGGUUGCGCUCCUUGCUGAGGCGGGGUGCACACUUUGCAACUCUGGCGGUGGUCUUCCACUCGUCCCGAACGACAUUCACAAGCUCCAUAAACACCUCGAGGCCCGCUUCUCUUCGGACCCAAAUCUGAUCCCCCAAUUCCUCAGUGGCUUUGCUUCUUAUAUAAACGCUCCCCAUAAUCUGAAGAGGGUUCUCACAUCACUGCCGCGGACCGAGAUAGAGCACUCGUCUUCUUUUAAUAGUAGCAAUAGUGAUAGCCUUGUAAGGAUACUUCUCUUGGUUCCGCCUAUCCAGCUUGGCCUCCAACACAUGCUUCUCGAGAAGCUUCCUGAAUAUUUUGGAAUGGAGUCUGCUUUGUUAAAGGAUGAUAUCGCAAGGCUUAUCAUCAGCCAGUUUUGCUGGCUCGACUUCCUUGUGGACCCUAAGGGUUUUGCUGAUAAGUUGAUGGAGGUGCUCUCAAUUUGCCCCCUUUCGCUGAAGAAAGACAUUAUUGGUUCACUCCCUGAGAUGCUUGGGGAUAAAACCAAUGAGGCGGUUGUUGCCACACUUGAGCAGAUGUUGCAGGAGGACUCAGAUGUCAUUGUGCCUGUUCUCGACGCUUUCUCCAAUCUCAACCUCAAUGCUACUCUUCAAGAAGAGGUGGUCACCAUUGCCCUAUCUUGCAUUAGGACUGUCAGCAUGGAACACUUGUCACACCUACUGAGAUUCUUAUUACUUUCGGCUACACCUACAAAUGUUAGGAGGAUAAUAUCACAGAUCCGUGAACACUUAAAAUUUGUCGGCAUACCAGAUCCUAAUGCCACCAGGCAGAAGAAGCUCAAAGGCAAAAUGAUUGCUGAUGGUGUUGAGGUUUCCAUUCUUGAGGCUCUGAAAUCAGGUCUUCGUUUCAAGGAUAUCCUUUGUGAUGCGUUCCUGAAAGUAAUUAAGUCCCUUGAUAAUGCACGUGAGCAUAAGGUCAUUGAUGUGUGGUUGCUCAUGGUUAUCUACACAAAUGGAGGCUUAUUGCAAAAAACAGUUGAAAAGAUUAUAAAGAGGAAAGUAAUCGAUGGUUGUUUUGGGGAGUCCGUAUUUUAUCGAUGUAUUCAUGGUCAGGGGAUGAUCGUCCAGGAUUACUUCUCAUCCUUUCUCUCCAUUGGUGAGUUCCUUAUGACAUGCAAAGAACAAAGGGCACGAGAAUUUGGCAUUUACAUUUAUGUAACUCUUUUUGAGGAAUUCAUGGAUGCUUACUCUAGGCAAGAAGUUCUCGGCUCACUGAUCACACAUAUGGGUUCUGGCAUUAUUUAUGAAGUGAAUGCCGCUCUCGAGACAAUGAUGGUUCUGACAUCAAAAUAUCCGCAGGACCUGGUUUCAAUAUCUUCACAUAUAAAUGGUAUUCUGGAUUAUCUGGAAGGUUUUAGUGAUGGGCAUGUGCACAAGGUUUAUGAAAUUUUCAGCCGUUUGGCAUUGCUAGCUCAUCCCAAUUCUGAUAUCCGGAAUUCAUCCAUUGCCAAUGAUCUUUUGAUGAUUGUCCGCAAACAGGUUGGAAAUGGGGAUUUGAAGUACAAAAGGAUGGGGAUAAUCGGCAUCCUGAAGAUAGUUUCUUCUCUAGGAGAAAUAACUACCAGUAACUUGAUCUCAUCGACUCAGAAAACAAAUUCUCAGGAGGCUUUAGAGCUGUUGAAAAUGGCUUUGGACUCUUGUAGAUUGUUGCCUUUACCUUUGGUUCUAUUGUAUGACGAAUUAGUUGGCUUAUUGAAAUGCACAAACCUUCAAGCUACCAUAAUGGAAUGGUUGUGCAAACAUGUUGGGGAGUUUGAGUCAAUAUUUUUGUUGGAUCUUGAGGGAGGUCAGUUGUCGAUAAAGACCGACAAGUGUAGUGGUUUAGAUGGGGAGUUGUGGAUGAAUUUGGAUGGUGAAGUUUCUCCGAUUUGUUUGAAUGUCUUGCAAUUACUGUCCUCUACUUCGCAGAGGUUUUCAUCCUCCUUACAAUUUCUUCCAGCUAACUUUUUAUUGCUGUCCGCUGUUGAGAGGUUCACAAACCAGGGCUCUCUAGGAGGGAUUGAUGCACUUCUUGGCUGCCCAUUAUAUCUUCCAUCUUUGAAGUACUUCAAGGGAGCUGCUUGGAGAUCCCUGAUGAUAAAACAGAAGCAGAUAGUGUGCCUUUCUCUCUACUAUGCUAUUAAUUGGAUAAGGGAACUGCUCAAUGCUUUCUCGACACAAGUUGCUGGCAGAACUGAUUCUGUGACUCAAGUUACAAGGGAUGAAAUAGCUACAAAGUUACUGAAGCGUCUAAGGAACUUGGUUUUUCUGGAAAGCCUGUUGAAUGCCUGCCUCAAAUCAUGCCCUAUUUCCCUGCCUGUGCUCCACUCUUCUAUGGAGCAUUCUGGACAUUCUUUGUAUGGAAAGUAUUACCAUUUACAAAGUAAAGUAAAUCAAGAUGAAACGAAAAUUGUUUCAGAUAAGAACGGAAAGAAACAAACCAAAAAAAAGUCAGCAGUCUCCCAAGUUUCGGAUGUUGAUUCAAGGCUCAAGCAGCCUACCAUUUUGGAUUCCUUUAAACGAGCAGGGAUCACUAUAAGCCAGCAAGCAUCGAAGGAGUGUUCCUCAACAAACGCAUCGAAAGAAAGUACAACAGAGGAUGGUGAAAGCCAGAACUUUGAUUUCAAUGAGCUCACCCAUUUACAAACAUCUGCAGCCCCAAUGGUUUUAGAUGCACAAAGAUUUAAGUUUAGGCCUCUACUUGUCAACUGCUUGUCAGUUUUGUCUCUUUCAAAGGCGAAGGGGUCUUGUUGUUCAGAUCCUGCAGCCGAGCUGGGACUGCAUCUGUAUCUUGUCCGUGAUUUCAACUACAAACUUGAGUUUGAGAGUCCUCGAAACAAAUCAUUUUUUACUGUUCUUUCACCAAAUUGCAAGGCUCCAUCUGGUCUGAAUGGGCUGUCCAUCAUUGAAUUUAUGAACAAGAUGAGGCCGUUAUUUUCAAGCCUUAAGAAACAUCUUGAUGGUGCUGUUUGUGUUCUCAAAGAAGGAAAUGACAGCUGUGGUGAGCACUGGAAAAAUGAAUGUAAAUCAGCUGGAAACCCAGAUAUAAGUUACGAGAUGGUUUCAAGAUCUUCAGUAGCUGGUUCUAUAUUCAAGGAGAUAUUGUGCUGCUAUGCUAAGAUUCUGAGCUUUGAUGACUUAUGCUCCAAGAUGAAUGUUUCAAUUCUGAGAGAUCUGCUUGAGGCACUACAACCCGCUGGAAUACCAGAUGAGUUCUUUUCUGAUAUCCAACCACUACCAUCCUCCGGAAGCUUGGAGUAUUUGUAUUGUGGCGCUUAUGCUUUCCUUGAUGGAGUUUUGAACUUAGCAUGCUCAUUCUCAUUUUUGCUGGCAACGGAGGUUCUAGUUACUCUCAAAUCACUUGUAAGUUCCACUCAGUUAUUGCUUGAGAAGUCAUCGGAAGGAAAUGUCAAAAAUUGUAUAGAAUCUCUUCCAAGCAUUAUUCCAGUUCUCAGCAGAAGGCUUGGAACUUGUGCACAAAGGCUUCUAGCACAUGAAUGGGAUGCUGAGGAUCUCGAGAAAGACUCAAAGAGCAAAGGAGAAACAAUUCAGAACAUAUUGCAGAUUUACUUGGACUAUAGUGACUGCACAUUUGAUUUAGUGAAUGAACUUGCCUGCAAAAUCAUACCGCAGGUCCCUUCUGGCAAGAGUAGAACUGGGCAGGACUAUGUUUCCAGCUUCCCAACACUUAGCCCUGGUGUGCUUGCUGUCUGGUAUCGUGUACUGCAUGAGCAAAAUAUUGCAAAUCUCAAGAAGUUGAUAAGGGAAAUCGGUACACAGCAAAAGUCCAGAACUAUUGUAGGUGGAGAAGCAAUAGAGAGAUCAUUGGCCAAAGCACGCCAAUCUGUUGACGUAAUCGUAUCAUUGGUCAAUAUGUGCAAGACGCAUGACAAGGUAUUCGUGCAUGCCAUGGCAGUAAGAUAUACUGGGAGGUUUGUGGAUUCCUUCUUAAAAGUCUUUGACUUUCUAAAAGUCCACUUUGAUGCACACAGCGACACAAUAAUUCAAAUGUUCAAGGAGCUUCAGAAGGCCACAAGAACCAUUCAGUUCCUCUGCUCUGAUGCCAAGGGGUCAAAGCGGACGAUGAUCACAAGCAAGAUACCUACAGUAAAGAGAUCAAUGGAACGUUUCCUCUUUCAAGUCAAGGCUCUGUUCCACAAUGUGUCCAAUGGGUGCUCUUUCUGGAUGGGCAACUUGAAACACAAAGACCUCUUGGGUCAGGUGGUGAGUUCUCAAGUGCAUGCUGACAGGGAUGAUGAGAAUGAAGAAGGGCAUGAUGAAAUGGAAGAUGUUCGAGGUCAAGGUAUGGCUGACAACGUGUCUGAAGAAACUGAAUGAAAAUUAAAGCUUUAGAAGUGGGCCGCCUGGCUUUGGAGUGAGUGCUGCAAGCAGCGUACACCUGAAGAUGACCUGUGUGCUAAGUUUAGAAUCGAACCGCUUCUUAGAAGAGAUAGUGACAGAACCGCUUCUUAGAAGAGAUAGUGACAGCGGAACACUUACCACAACUAAGGAGAGAAAGGCCUUACGGUGCCAUACCUGGCGGGCUGGCCCUUGAGGGAGGUCCAUAGGUUCGUGUUGCCCAGGAAGUGUGCGGCUGGGGUACGCCGUUUCACUACGGAGCGGUACUCCCCAAAGUAGGAAAUCGGCGGAUAAGUCUUCUCACCUAGCCCAGCUGUGCAGCCAUCGUAGAGGGGUGAUGGAGUCCCGAAUCUCCCCUGCGGGGAAACCCAUUCUACGAUGUGCGUCGGCAAAGGUUAGGGACCGUGUUAAUAUGAAGUUGCUUAUUCAUAAACUCAAUAACAUCUCUUUUUAAGAGUUAUCCUAUCUGAUAUGAACUCAUUUCAGGCCGCAUGUUGACAGCAGCUUUCAUUAACCUUUUAUCUGGUUUGGCUAACAGUGCCCCUUAAUAUAACUGAGAGUCAUUACAUUAUUGGAUUUGCCUGCUUUAAGAUAAUCUGUUAUGAAGAAAUGAGCAACAACUGUACGGGAAUACCUCUUCCUUUUACUACCUUUCACACUGUUAAUUUAUGAUUUUGAAUGGUGAGGUUUUUUUAUCGGGAUUGUA